This is a messenger RNA of Prunus avium (sweet cherry), 911 nucleotides long. RefSeq lists its product as uncharacterized. Lineage: Eukaryota; Viridiplantae; Streptophyta; Magnoliopsida; Rosales; Rosaceae. The record is from RefSeq and is a predicted model, not a curated record.
GGGAACUUGUAACUGUAAAGUCUCUGUCAGCUCCUUCCUUCGUUUUGUUGUUUUAGGGUUAGGCUUAGCGUCUAUUUCUAUUUGUUGUUCUACAGUGAAAUUGGGGGUUUACAAUUCUCUUCUGUCCCAAACCCUAGAUUGAUUACCCAAUACUCGCAAUUGUUUUUCUUUCUUGAAAAUGGAUUCAAUUGAUCCUUCUAAGGGCAUGAGCACGCUUGACGCGACCAUGGAAGAUAGCUGCGGCGCCCGAUCUAAAGCACCGUGGAAGAAACUGGGGCCUGUAGAGAAGGAGGCAUCUGUGCACGAAGAGAUGAAGAGGAUGCAGAAGCUGCCUGCAAACAGUACUUAUGUCACUCAUCGGUUGCGGGUUCUCAACAAAAUUCUGCAGCUUUUGUCCAUUCAGAGAACUGCAUCACAAGAACAGGAGUUGGAGUUGCUUUUUGCUGGGCUUUCUAUGUGAACCCAACCAACCUUUUUCAGGCAGCGAAUCUCCCGUCAUGGAUAUCUGUAUUUCUGGAAAACUGGGUUCAGAUCUGUUCCGUUUCGCACUGAAGAUUGUAUGUUUUUGGCAAGCUAAACAUCUUACUCUUGUGUCUCUCAGGAAAAAAAAAAAAAACAUCUCUCUUGUGACCAUCUUUUGUACAUACCUUUGCAAAGUUUCUAAGCUUUAAGUUAACCAACAUUGUGAAUAUUUUUGUUUUUGUUUUUCUUGUAUCCUUGCCUGUUGAGUCUUGACAUGGUUGAACUGUACGCCAUUGUGGUAUAUGGAGGAGAAUGGUAUACUAUCAAUUUGGCGUUUUCAUUUCCCAUUUUAUUGGAUGGGUCAUUCUUGGUUUGGGUUUUAUAUGGAUGUAAUUUUCAGCUAUUUGAUUAAGAAUAUUCAUCCAAUAAGAGAUGAUAGAGGAUCUAAA